GCCCCCUCCUCAUCCUGUAAUCGCCAUUGCUCUUAGUGACGUCAUAUGUCUGCGCCGCUGGGAGCGGAGGUAUAUUAACAUUGGUUUAAGCCGGAAUACAACAAGGUAGCCAAUCUCUACUAACACCAGAGUCUAGUGUUUUGGAGAAAGCAAGUCAUUAAAUGACUCCUGGGCAAUAAACUAGAAGAAUGUGGAGGUGAUUGAGAGCUUCUUGGAACAAAUCUGAGAGAUGGACUACCAGUUGAAUGGACAGCAACAAUGUGAGUUUGAGAAAGUGGCCGUUUACUUCUCCGAGGAGGAGUGGGACUGUUUAAAUAAAGAAGACAAGGAGCUUUACAGAGAUGUGAUGAUGGAGAAUUAUCAGACCAUCAGGUCUCUGGGAAGGAUUCAUAUGACGCCUUUGAUUAUAUCAGUGAUUGAGCGAGGGGAAGAGCCGUAUGUGAGGAAUCCUCUGCAGGAUAGUCUUUUGAAUACUCGCCCAGGUUGUUCAGUCAGCAAAAGUUAUCCUGGUGGACAUGACAUGAACAGAAAUGCACUAAGCAAGACUAUGAAUGAAUAUUUUAAUAAAAAGACCAAAGACUCCAGCUCUAAAAAAUCAAGGACUCCCUCUGAAUCCUAUAUGCCUAUAAAUGAGAUGACAAACAAAGAAACAAAACAUUUUCCAUGCACAGAAUGGUGGAAAUGUUUUAGUUGUUGUUCAAAAUUUGUUGUCCAAAUCAGGAAUCCUACAGGAGAGAAACAUUUCUCAUGUUCUGAAUGUAAGAAAUGCUUUACUCAUCACUCAAACCUCGUUAGGCAUCAGAGAACUCACACAGGAGAAAAACCUUUCUCAUGUUCUGAAUGUGGGAAAUGCUUUCCGUAUAACUCCUAUCUUGUGAAACAUCAAAGAACUCACACAGGAGAAAAACCAUUCUCAUGCUCUGAAUGUGGGAAAUGUUUUAGUGUGCAAUCAAACCUUGUUAUGCAUAAGAGAACUCAUACAGGCGAGAAACCAUUUUCAUGUUCUGAAUGUGGGAAAUGUUUUCGUGUGCAGUCCAACCUUGUUCUGCAUAAGAGAUAUCACACAGGAGAGAAACCGUUCUCAUGUUCUGAAUGUGGGAAAUGUUUUAUUAGUAAAACAGAUCUUGUGAAACAUCAGAGAACUCACACUGGAGAGAAACCAUUCUCAUGUUCUGAAUGUGGGAAAUGUUUCAGUCGGCAUGAGCAUCUUGUUACGCAUCAGAGAACUCACACAGGAGAGAAACCUUUCUCAUGUUCUGAAUGUGGGAAAUGUUUUAGUGUCCACACAAACCUUGUUUUGCAUAAGAGAACACAUGCAGGAGAUAAACCUUUCUCAUGUUCUGAAUGUGGGAAAUGUUUUGUCACUAAAUCAUAUCUUGUUACACAUGAGAAAACUCACACAGGACAGAGACCUUUUUCAUGUUCAGAAUGUGGAAAAUGUUUUGUCCAUAAAUCAGUUCUUGUGAAACAUCAGAAAACUCACUCAGGAGGAAAACCUUUCUCGUGUUUUGAUUGUGGUAAAUGUUUUGUCAGUAAAUCAAAUCUUGUGAAACAUCAGAGAACUCACACAGGAGAAAAACCUUUUUCAUGUUCUGAAUGUGGUAAAUGUUUUGUUAGUAAAUCAAAUCUUGUUAUACAUGGGAGGACUCACACAGGAGAAAAACCUUUCUCAUGUUCUGAAUGCGGGAAAUGUUUUGUACAGAAAUCCGCUCUUGUGAAGCAUCACAGAACUCACACAGGAGAGAAACCAUUCUCAUGUUCUGAAUGCGGGAAAUGUUUUGUAUGUAAAUCAGAUCUUGUUACACAUGAGAGGACACACACAGGAGAGAAACCUUUCUCAUGUUCUGAAUGUGGGAAAUGUUUUAGCCAGCAAUCACAUCUUAAUAGCCAUCUGAGAACACACACAAAAGAUAAAUUUUGUGAUGUUCUGAAUGUGGGAAAUGUUAUAGACAAUGCUAACAUUUUAUGAGGCAUUAAUGGAUAGACAUGGGAAUAAAUAUUUUAUUGAGAAUGUGAGGCAUCCUUAAAUUGUUUUUCAGGUUUUAUUUACACAUUAUGGACACUUUAUAUAAUAUAUCCCAUUCUUUUUUUCAGUAGAAAAUAUUUUGGAUAGAUGCUUAUCCUUUUAAGUAUGAAGUUGUCUUUGUUUUUGUACUUGUGUUGUAAAAU
Messenger RNA from Pelobates fuscus (common spadefoot toad), 2169 nucleotides. Its product is annotated as gastrula zinc finger protein XlCGF26.1-like. Gene Ontology annotation, biological process: regulation of transcription by RNA polymerase II. Gene Ontology annotation, cellular component: nucleus. NCBI's taxonomy places the organism in Eukaryota, Metazoa, Chordata, Amphibia, Anura, Pelobatidae. The transcript is spliced from 5 exons. The record is from RefSeq and is a predicted model, not a curated record. Gene Ontology annotation, molecular function: DNA-binding transcription factor activity, RNA polymerase II-specific; RNA polymerase II cis-regulatory region sequence-specific DNA binding. Bases 230 to 1969 code for a protein of 579 amino acids.